GUAUUUUGACCGUUGAAACAGUUGGAAGUGGGGUGCGUGCAGAGCGUAACGUUGCAUUUCUAUAUUUUCUUCACGACAUUCUCGCACACAGGUGCAGCUGCUGUGUGUGUGUGUGUGUGCGCGCAUACAUGUUUAGUGUUUAUGUAUGUGAGGGCGCGUGAAAAUCCCACAAUAUCAAGAGCAGCAGCAGGCAGCAGGAGAAUCACAGUCAGCUGUGUGUUUUGCUUCGUCUUCGUCGGCAAAAUGUGUGAAACAUAAAUGCAAAUUAAAUAUAAGCAUAAAUUUCAGAUUAAUAGCCGUGAAUAUUCCAAGUUGAGUAAAUUUUAAAAAGUGUGCAAAUAAAAACUACAACGCCUGCUAACAGCGCGCUCGCUCUUUGGCUUAGUGUUGUGUAGUGUGUGUUUUAUUUUUACUGGCAAUUGUUGUUGUAAGGUCGCCGCGGAUUUGGCUGUGUGUUCCUUUUAAGCCCCGCAGUCUACAUUUUGACAGCAAAAUCAAAGCAGGAGCAGCACAAGCAGAAGCAGCAGCAGCAGAGGAAACGGCAGCGAACUUGAGGGUGCAAUUGGUUUUUCGCGGCCUUUCAAAAGCUAUCCACAGAACAAUUUAUGUAGAAGACAAAAACAAGAGACGUACGUUUCUAAUGACGCGAACUAACCUUCAGUCACAAAUCAUCGUUGUCAGGCAAAAAGCACAACAACACGACAGCAAACAACAACAACAAUAACAACAACAAUCAAGCAAGCAGAAGAUUUAAUAAGGAAAAGGCCACUCGAUAAGGAACUCAUUGAGCAUACAUUUAUUUAUAAAUAAAUAAUUGAUAGGCAGACGGGCUGCAUGAAGGCUGAGUGCACAAGGAGACUGUUAAAUUGACUUAACCAAACGUGUGGCGCACAGAAAGGACACUCGUGUGUGUCGUGUCCUCGUCACUGCUUUCUCUUCAUAUCCAACUUCAGACUGAUUCACCGAUUCACCCGCUGCAGACUGCAGGCCAAAUUGCACAACAAACUGUGGAGAAUAGUGGAAAAUACUUGGUGAACGCAAUAGCAAAAUACAGCAAGAGGUAUUUCAAGUGGAAUGGCAACAAAUUGAAAUACGUGUCCUGCAGCAGACGUGUGGCAUGUGCAACAACAACUGCAACAACAAGUACAGAUAACUACGUAAAGAACAACAUAUCAGCAGCUUCCAGAAUUGUACAGCAAAUCAGCUGGAAACCUUUUUGGGCCACAUAUCCGGAUGCAUAAAUCAUCAAGAGCAGAGCGCGCACAUUGAUUAAUGUUACGCAUACGCAGUGUGUGCCAACCGAACGAGGCGCCCUUUAACUGUGACCACUCAACGACUUCCACUGGCCAUUAACAACUGGCCAACGCCCACAACAGUAGCUGAAAUUGCAGCCACAGUUGCACCAAAAGGAAACCCAUACAAAACUCAUCAUGGCAUUUAUAUGGCGACGUCGCUCCACAACAAUUGUGAAGCUGGUGGCACUGAUGCUGGCCAUUUGGUUCUGCAUCGCUUUCCUCAUCUACACGGACGACACGCGCCGGCGAGCGGCGCAGGAGACCAGCGGCUACGGUGCCAGUGGAAACAUCAACGCCGGUGGCGGUGGCGGUGGCGGCGGUGGCGGUGCCGGUGCCGGUGCCGGAGACCCAGUUGCAAUGGCCCUGAAAAAUGGUCCCAUCUCCGAAGAGGAACCAGGUAACGACAGCUUCGCUGUUUAUGACAAUGCCAUUGGAGAAUCCAAUCGCGUAAAGGUGAAACCACGUCAGCAGGACGACGAUUCGUUGCGCCAAAACGCAGUCGUCCAUGCGGUCGAGAAGCCCGUCCACAAGCAGAAGCCGCCACCCAAGGAGGACGAUAAAAGCGUUUUGGAUGCGCCUGUAGCUAAUCUUAAUGAUAAUCCCGGUGAGCUAGGCAAACCUGUGAUUCUGCCCAAGGAUAUGCCGAUAGAUAUGAAAAAGGCCGUCGACGAUGGCUGGACAAAGAACGCCUUCAAUCAAUAUGUAUCCGAUUUAAUAUCCGUGCAUCGUUCGCUGCCCGAUCCGCGCGAUGCCUGGUGUAAGGAUUCGGCACGCUAUCUAAGCAAUCUGCCCAAGACCGAUGUCAUCAUUUGCUUCCACAAUGAGGCCUGGUCCGUGCUGUUGCGCACGGUGCAUUCCGUGCUGGAUCGCUCGCCACCCGAGCUGAUUGGUCAGAUUAUCCUGGUGGAUGACUACAGUGAUAUGCCACAUCUCAAGAAACAGUUGGAGGAUUAUUUCGCCUCCUAUCCCAUGGUGCAAAUUGUGCGUGGACCGCAACGCGAGGGCUUGAUACGCGCUCGCCUCCUGGGCGCCAAAUAUGCCAAAUCUCCUGUCAUUACCUACCUGGAUUCGCAUUGCGAGUGCGCUGAGGGUUGGUUGGAGCCGCUUUUGGAUCGCAUAGCCCGCAACUCGACAACAGUCGUCUGUCCCGUUAUUGACGUUAUCGAUGAUACGACUCUGGAGUUUCACUAUCGCGACUCCAGUGGAGUCAAUGUGGGCGGCUUCGAUUGGAAUUUACAGUUCAGUUGGCAUGCGGUGCCGGAACGUGAGAAGAGGCGCCAUAACAACACAGCGGAGCCUGUCUACUCGCCUACGAUGGCCGGCGGUCUGUUUUCGAUAGACCGUGAGUUCUUCGAGCGUUUGGGCACCUACGAUUCUGGUUUCGAUAUCUGGGGCGGUGAAAAUCUGGAGCUGUCCUUCAAGACAUGGAUGUGCGGCGGCACACUCGAAAUUGUGCCCUGCUCCCAUGUGGGCCACAUAUUCCGCAAACGUUCGCCCUACAAGUGGCGCACGGGCGUGAAUGUGCUGAAAAAGAAUUCGGUUCGUCUCGCUGAGGUCUGGAUGGAUGAUUACUCUAAGUAUUAUCUUCAGCGCAUUGGCAUGGAUAAAGGCGACUACGGUGACGUUAGCGAACGCAAGAAGCUGCGCGAGGAUCUACAGUGCAAAUCUUUCAAAUGGUAUUUGGACAACAUUUAUCCGGAGCUCUUCAUACCCGGUGAUGCGGUGGCCAAUGGCGAGAUAAGGAACUUAGGUUAUGGCGGUCGCACCUGCUUGGACUCGCCGACGGGCAAGCGGAACAUGAAGAAGCCUGUUGGCCUAUAUCCGUGCCACAAGCAGGGUGGCAAUCAGUAUUGGAUGCUGAGCAAGGCUGGCGAAAUACGACGCGAUCAAUCCUGUCUAGACUAUGCCGGCAAGGAUGUGAUACUCUUCGGCUGUCACGGCUCCAAAGGCAACCAGUUCUGGACAUAUCAUGAGAACACUAAACUGUUGCAUCACGGCUCUUCGGGCAAGUGCCUCGCCAUCAAUGAAGGCAAGGACAAGCUCAUCAUGGAGGAGUGCGAUGCCUCGCACCUACGCCAGCACUGGCUGCUGGAGAACUACGAUAGCUCCAAGUUGUGAGGCUACUUCUAUGCGAAGGGCACCAUACUGGUGCCCACAUUGCAGAGCAUGCGCGCAUAGCAGGACAUUCAAGGAUACUGAACAGGAGCAGCAGCAGCAGCAGCAGUAGGCGUAGGAUUAGAUGUUAACGAUAGUUUUUAAUCAAAUGACACGGCCUGCGAGAGUUGUGCAAUAGGCAGUAGUAAAGUAUUUGCCAUGGCUUUUAACUAAAGCAGUAACAUGUACACACACACACACACACACACGUACUCAUACACACACAUUCACGCGCGAAAGCAGUGCAUACUAUCAGUAAUUUAUGUACACACAUUUUUUAUUUCUAUUCCAAUUAAAUAAUGCGAUAAACUUA
Drosophila virilis is the source of this 3762-nucleotide messenger RNA. Lineage: Eukaryota; Metazoa; Arthropoda; Insecta; Diptera; Drosophilidae. The record is from RefSeq and is a predicted model, not a curated record.